AUGAAGCUCGUUUGGUCUCCAGAAACUGCCUUGAAAUCAUACAUAGACACUGUGAAACUGAAAUCCAGUGAAAAAUUCAAAGAAUCUGGUGUAGCUGAGCUUCUAUCAUCCAUGGCAGCCGGAUGGAACGCCAAGUUCAUCGUCGAAUGUUAUUCCAACUGCGGUCCGAUAGCCGCGAGUAUUGGCCUAGCAGUUGCUGCUCGCAACACGGGUGCAAGACAUGUGUGCAUAGUUCCAGAUGAAGGUACAAGGCUACACUACACAAAAGCCCUAGCCGAGAUGGGAGUAUCGCCACCACCGGAGAUAGUACGCGGUGAAGCAGAGACAGUGAUCAAAAGCCUCGACGGCCUUGAUUUUCUCGUGGUGGAUUGUAGACUUAGGGACUUUGCUAGGGUUCUUAAGGUUGCAAAAGUUAGUACUAGAGGCGCAGUUUUGGCAUGCAAAAAUGCAUGGCAAAGAUCGAAUUUCUCUUGGUUUAAAUGGAACAUGGUUCUUGAAAGAGGCACACGUGUGGUUAGAUCGGUUUUUUUGCCGGUUGGAAUGGGUUUGGAUAUUGCUUACAUAGGAAGUAGAAUUAAUGGUGGUGGUGGUGGAUCUUCUAGUGCUGGUUCUUCAAAGGGUACUACUAGCCGUUGGAUCAAACACAUAGAUCAACAAUCAGGAGAAGAACAUCUUUUUAGAGAGAGUAGUUUUUAA
This is a messenger RNA of Lathyrus sativus (Indian pea), 696 nucleotides long. Lineage: Eukaryota; Viridiplantae; Streptophyta; Magnoliopsida; Fabales; Fabaceae. The record is from the annotation of a GenBank genome assembly.